GCGCAGUUUGUUGAAAGCAUUACGUGAUGUAUAUGUACAAGUGCCUUACGCUACUUUUAUUUUCAACAGUGGGAAGCGAUAAUUCCUGCUUCUCGGGUCUCUCUCAGUCUGUUGCAAUUAGACUCAGAAAAUAUAUACUUUGCGAUUACGAUAAAAAUUCGAGACCUAUUCGUGAUCACAAUCAACCUGUAAAUUUGUCAAUACAAACAAGGGUUAUAUAUUAUGACUACAAUACGUUCGACAACAGUUUCACUGCCGACAGCUGGAUGGGAUUGCAAUGGAUUGACGAACAUCUUGCGUGGAAUCCCGCUGAUUACGAAUCCAUAAAAAGUGUUCAUUUGUCGAGUAAUAACAUAUGGGUGCCAGAUUUUUCAAUUUACAAUAAGAAAAAUGGAAACGGUGAGCAAUCAGUUAUUCGAAAUUCUCACUGCACUGUAAAAAUUGACGGAGAAGUGCGCUGUGUAGUAUCAACAAGCUACACGACGGUAUGCAUUUCUGACUACACGAACUUUCCUUAUGAUGAGCACAACUGCACUGUCCGUUUUGGUUCCUGGACUCAUACUGGUGAAGAGUUAAAUUUGGAAAUUGACGUAAUUACAGAAGAUUUGGUCCCCAACGGGGAAUGGAAGUUAAUUAAUACGAGUGCCUACAAGCAUCCAGGAGUUUACGAGUGUUGCCCCAAUAAUACAUACCCGUCCGUUGAUUUAAGUUUUAAGAUCCAAAGACUAUCCGGUUCUCAUACUGCCAGCGUGGUUUUUUCUGCUAUUGUUUUGAUUAUUAUAACUCUAACAUCUUUAUGGCUUGCUCCCGAUAAUCCUCACCGUCUCAAUCUUUGUUAUAUCAACAUUAUUAGCGAAUUCGUCUACUUGGAAUAUUUAUACUGGAUGAUACCGAUGAAUAACGAUUACAGAAUUCCGUUAAUAUUGCUCUUUGCCAGGGAUUCAGUAGUUUUGUCUGUGUUUACGUUGAUUUUCACUUUAGGGUUGGCAAAUAUGAUGAAGAAUGAACAACCAGUUCCUGAAUUGAUAUCCAACGUGGUUAGUGUUUUGGUGGCUUUCAGACUUGGACAGUUUGUUUUUUUGAGCAAUUGUCUUUUCAAGGGUUACGAAGAGUACGAACAUUAUAUUACAGCUGUUCACAAAAAAGACGCUACUUGGUCGAAGACACAAUGGUUAAUAUUUUCUAAAAUUUUAAACAGAUUGUGUAUUGGCAUUUUCGUCCUUAUAUACUUGUGCAUGUUCAUAGCGUUUAAUCCAUAA
This is a messenger RNA of Zophobas morio, 1259 nucleotides long. Its product is annotated as neuronal acetylcholine receptor subunit alpha-2-like. Bases 27 to 1259 code for a protein of 410 amino acids. Gene Ontology annotation, biological process: signal transduction; regulation of membrane potential; nervous system process. Gene Ontology annotation, molecular function: transmitter-gated monoatomic ion channel activity involved in regulation of postsynaptic membrane potential; transmembrane signaling receptor activity; excitatory extracellular ligand-gated monoatomic ion channel activity. The record is from RefSeq and is a predicted model, not a curated record. Gene Ontology annotation, cellular component: neuron projection; synapse; plasma membrane. NCBI's taxonomy places the organism in Eukaryota, Metazoa, Arthropoda, Insecta, Coleoptera, Tenebrionidae. The transcript is spliced from 8 exons.